AUGAAACGUUUCCCGAAAGCGCUUGUGCGUCCUUGCCGGAACGAGCUCGCCAGCCCGGCCGUCCGCAACUCUCACGCCAUCGAGCCCAUAAAGCCUGCCCCAAUCCUCCCGCCCGAGCGACACCCGGCCAUCAUUCGCUCCAGCAGCGCCGAGCCGACGCACUCCUCCAGUCCGGAACACCCAUCCCUCCGCAAGUGCUCCUCAAGUACCCCUGCCGAACUGGAGGAUUCAAGUCGGGUCAUCUCCCUCGAGGAGUUGGCACAGCACAACACCCCCGAGUCCCUCUGGCUCGCAUAUCGGGGAACCGUUUACGACGCCACAGGUGGCAAGAAGAUGCUGCUGCUCGGAGCCGGCAAGGAUGCCACCGACCUGAUAAACAGCCGCCAUCCCUGGGUCAAUGUCGACAAGGUUCUAUCCCGCUACGGCCGCAAGGUCGGCGUUCUGAAGCGCCGGGGCUUUGGCGCCUUUCUGUCGAUUGUGUAG
Messenger RNA from Polychytrium aggregatum, 483 nucleotides. RefSeq lists its product as uncharacterized. The coding region runs from base 1 to 483 and encodes 160 amino acids. The transcript has 3 exons. Lineage: Eukaryota; Fungi; Chytridiomycota; Chytridiomycetes; Polychytriales. The record is from RefSeq and is a predicted model, not a curated record.